Molecule: messenger RNA, 2252 nt
Organism: Planococcus citri (citrus mealybug)
Lineage: Eukaryota; Metazoa; Arthropoda; Insecta; Hemiptera; Pseudococcidae
Product: 26S proteasome non-ATPase regulatory subunit 5-like
Exons: 9
Coding region: 649-2160 (503 amino acids)
Biological process (GO): proteasome assembly
Cellular component (GO): cytosol
Source: RefSeq, a predicted model, not a curated record
UCUGUUGCUAGUAAAAGAGAAAUUCAAUAUUUAGUGCUUUAGACUCGUAAUGGUCACAUCAUGUGAGCCAGUUCACAACCGCUUUUGUAUCUUGUUCUUUUUAGUUCGAGUAUCUUUGUCGUGAUCGUAACGUGAAAAUUCUUUCGAUUCGUUGUACGUCGUCGGUGCGGUCGGUUUUCUUCCUCGUAUUUGGCAUGUUUUAACUUGAGACUCGAAUUCGUUUUCGAUUUUCCUUAUUGUACCUAAUUUGUAUUUACGAACGUCUUCGUCGUGGUCAUUGUCGACUUCGUAAAAGUAGGUAAUACCUAUUUUUUGGUUCAUUGUCGUCGUUCGUGGAUUUGUCGAUGAUUCUUGAUAACGUUUUGUACAUGUCAACUUUUUGUCGGAAGUUUUUAUCGCGAUCGAUUUCUGAGUCGAAGUAGUGGUUCGUACGUUCGUACUUUUUUCGCACUUUUUCGUGUGAUUUUCGAUAAUCGUAACUAAUAUUCUCGCGCUUCUUCAGUAAUCUCGCCGAGUUGCCAUUGUUUUUUACCUUACCUGAGACUGGGAGCAAUUUCGCAUCAGGACACCGCCAACAUCAGUAACACAAGCCGCAUCUCGAGGAUCCAGCUUUCAUUCGUGAUUCGUUUAAAAGACUUGGAGAGCAUAAUGGCGAAGAAUUUGGAAUGGUUUCAACACAAUUUCAGUAACAUUUCGGUGGAUGUUGAUCGUGUAAAAUAUCUGGAAGAAUUACAAAUCGCUCUAAGCACUUCUAGAAAACAAGAUCUAACUGCCAUUGUUGCAAACUUACAGUUGGGAGUAGUAUUCGACUGCUUGAAUACCACCGAUAAAUCUCAGAUUGAAUUAACCAUCGCAGUAUUGAAAAAAUUACUUCCGGUGCUAGAUCCUUGUGAUGUAAUUAAACUGUACGGUGUUCAUCUUGGACGUGCUUUAGAGCACCCUGAAAUUGAAGCUAAGAAGCUGGUGAUCAGCGAACUUAACAGAGCAGCUAAAAACCAUAGCGUGUUGGCUUUGAUCUGUAACGAAACACCUCUGUUGUUAUCAGUGAUCGAUUGCGUUAAAGCCGAAGAUUUAUCUCUCGCUACUGUCGCUGCUAAUUUCCUCGAAGAGCUGGGCAAAAUUCUAGACGGUAUUCGAGUAUUAUUUCAUCCGGUGCUGUUAGAUGUUCUGAAAAAGUCGAGCGAAGAAAGCGAUAUUGUGAGAUUUCGUAUUUACGAAAUAAUUGUGAAAAUUUCAAUUGCUUCGAUUCAAGGGUUAGAAGCUAGUGCCAAUAGCGGUUUACUGAUCAAUUUAUUGAACGAGCUUCAGAGUGGCGAUAUUCUAUUACAAUUAACUUCUUUGGAGACUGUUACGAAACUAGCUUUAUGUGAUCAUGGAUUGCGAUUUUUGAAAGAGAAAGGACUUUUAAAUUAUGCUCAAGAGCAAUUGGCGAAUAGCGAAUCUACAAAUAAUCUUCUGUUGACUGGUUUCAUUAAAUUUUUUGGUAACGUUGCGCAAACUAAACCGGAAGAAGUUUUCUUAGAAUAUCCGUCGGUUUUGAAUUUAGUAUUCAAUCUUUGCGAUUCGAAUGAUCCUAUUCUUUCUAACAUUGCGUUAGAAACGGUUGGAUUUAUUGCAUCUAAUCCUGAAGGCAAAAAAGCCUUGAAUCAGCGUCAUUCCGAAAUGCAAAACGUUAUGAAAAUUAUCGAACGAACGAUUGCAACACAACCCACUGAGAGAAAAGUCGUCGCUUUGAAUGUUCUGAGUAAUAUCUUACAGCUUGAUGUUUCUGUUCAAACGCCCGAACUUUUGCUUCUAACCAAGAAUUACUAUUUGCAAAUUUCGCAAAAUCCGAUGAAAACACUGAAGACUAUUUGCGAGAAACCGUUCACCGAAUUAAAACUAGCCGGUUUAACGACUCUGAGUAAAAUCGUUGUGCAGCCGUGGGGCUUGGAAGAAGUGAAAAAAUGCUCCGGUCUGAUCGAGUAUUUCCUAGAUCGUAACGAAGAAAGCGACAUGAAUUGCAAAACUAUCAAAUAUAAUCUUGUACAAAUAAUCGCUGAACAUCCGUUAGCCAGGAGUAUCUUCGGCUCUGAUAUCAUUUCCAAAUUCCAAUUACACGUCAAACAAGGUAUCUGUUACGUUCAAUCCAAAACUGAGGUAAUGUUCGAAGCAACGUAAGGUUGUUCUUUAUACAUACGAUGAAACUCUUUAUUAUCUAUGAUGAAACAUUUUUAUUGUAAUUCUUUUUUCUAAAUAAAAAUUUGCGAUUA